Molecule: messenger RNA, 561 nt
Organism: Neoarthrinium moseri
Lineage: Eukaryota; Fungi; Ascomycota; Sordariomycetes; Amphisphaeriales; Apiosporaceae
Exons: 6
Coding region: 1-561 (186 amino acids)
Source: RefSeq, a predicted model, not a curated record
AUGGUUUCUGUCCUAAUUCAAGGCGAUCCAUCUCUUCAGACGCUCCAGCUUCGCGGGGGAGGGGGCGACACAUUCCUUGCAGGAGCGCAGCUUGUGAAGGAGAUCCUCAAGGCCAUUGGGGUUUUCACCGAGAGUGACAAGAAGGAUGGCUGGGAUUUCAAAGAUAAUAAGGACAUGUGUGACGUCUUCUUCACGACCAAGAACGGGGGAAACUGCUUUGUGACGGUUGAAUGCAACGACGGUGGCAAGAAGGAGAUUGGAGAGUUCAGUGUCAAUUUUACCAAGCGCGAUGGGUGGGAGCUCCAGGGGCUUACGAACCCAAUUCUCCAAGUAAAGCACGUCGCCGAUUGGAAGGAAUGGGACGUGUCCUCAAUGUCUUCAGCUCGUGCUCAUGCGAAUCUUUGCGAAAAGGGCAUUUCUCCGUUAGGUUGCCAUAAAGGUCCAUGGGUCGAGGGUGGUAACACGCCUAUUGUCAAUGACUGCUCCAAGCGAUGGAGUUGUGUAGUUCCCAAGAUUGAAGCCAAAUUUCCAGACGGGUCGAACUGGGAAAAGAACAACUGA